This is a messenger RNA of Desarmillaria tabescens, 672 nucleotides long. RefSeq lists its product as uncharacterized. The transcript has 7 exons. The coding region runs from base 1 to 672 and encodes 223 amino acids. The record is from RefSeq and is a predicted model, not a curated record. Lineage: Eukaryota; Fungi; Basidiomycota; Agaricomycetes; Agaricales; Physalacriaceae.
AUGGCUUCCACCGCAAAAAUCGAGGAGCUGACUACUCGUUUGGUCGAAAAGGUGGGGAAAGGCAACGUACAAUCCCUCGCAUCCGACCUGCAGGACCUCCUCAAGGAGGUUGACGAAUUCCUCAGCGUCAACAAUCAGCUUCUUUCUACUGUGCGAGCAGAUCGAUGUCGCAUCGCCGGGGAGGUUCUCAAUUUGGUUGAUGAGCUCGUGCUCAAAGAGCGGUGUGUGACGGUCGUCAUCGUGCAGAGCGUGCAUCCCGUGAUGCAGAGGAUCAGGCGAUGUGAAGCAAAGGCCAGGCUGAGCGCCUUUGGGCCACAUUACGGCUGGAUGGUCCCCUGUGGUCAUACUACCUGUGUGAUUUGCACCUACAAAUGGUGGAAAAAGUGCAAAGAGGCUCCGCAACCGACCUUCUCUUGCAUAUGGUGCGGCACCACGUCUGACCAGCAUCCUUUGCAGGCGCUUACGAUCGAGGGUGCCAUGCAUGAAUUGCCUAGACUGAACGACGACGAUCGACUGUUUUGUGAGGAGGCGGCUAAAAAGGUGGGGUAUGAGGACGACAGCAGCUGGGAUGUUUUUUUCCCUAAAGCACCUAUCCACUUUGGAGAUGUGAAUGGCUCAUUUGAGGGACAAAACUUGAAUGCCAACACACAGCAAGAGCUCAAUAAAAGAUAA